Molecule: messenger RNA, 598 nt
Organism: Oldenlandia corymbosa var. corymbosa
Lineage: Eukaryota; Viridiplantae; Streptophyta; Magnoliopsida; Gentianales; Rubiaceae
Source: the annotation of a GenBank genome assembly
UCUACUACUGAAAAGUGAAAAAAUCAACGAUCCGAACUUGUUUCCCUCAUCGACCCAAGAGUCCGACGUGGGAUCCGUGUCCGAGCCUCGGUUUUCAUACCCAUCUGUCGAAUGUGCUGGUGGGAACAAGGAAGUGUCGGAUAAUGUUGUUGUCGACUCCUCCAAGACCAAAAUAGCGAACCAAGGGUCCAACUGCACACUAUACUGCAUCUCGAAUAAGACCGCAUACCCGAUCCAGUUUUACGACGCCUACGGCGACAAGGACUAUUUCAUUCAAACCGGAGAGGACAAAUGCCCCGAGGUGUGGCUCCCACUUGCGACGGAGACACCUUCCUCUUUACAUAUCUUAUACCCUAGGGGUGGUCCGUCACGUCAGUUGGUGACUUUGUACGGCAAAAGCGACGGCGACCAACUCAUCACCGUUGCAAACGAGACCGACUCUGUCUCUUUCCCGACACAUAUCAAGGUUCCUUUCGUCUCAAGUAAAGGUUGCCUUACCAUCAAGGGGGCACAUCCUAAGUACCGCAUCGAAUGUUAUCGCCACGUCCCGGGUGUCGCUGACGAUUUCAUGGUUGAAUUCAAAACAACCCUGCGCUGA